AUGGAAACUUCUAAAAAGAAUAGUGAAAAAGAUUACAUUGAACAAUCAGUUCACUCUAUGAAUCCAACGAAUCUUAUUGAGAAAAUUAUCCGUGAACGGGUUUUGGAUUGUCGAUAUUAUAAAGAAAUGUGUUUUGGACUAACAGCAGCAACAAUAUGUGAUAGGGCUGUAAGGUUGAAGUGCAUUGGAGGGCAAUAUUUAAAUCAAAGACCAACGGAAUUUCUGUGUUUAGCAUUUAAAUUGUUACAGCUUCAACCAGAGAAAGAAAUUGUCUUGGAAUACCUUUAUGCAAAAGAUUUUAAGUAUCUCCAAGCACUUGCUGCAUUUUAUAUCCGUCUUACUUUUCCUGCUAAAGAAUGUUACAUAAUUCUCGAACCAUUUCUUAGUGAUUACAGAAAAUUACGAAUCAGGCAUUCAACAGGAUCUUAUGGUUUAACUUAUAUUGAUGAAUUUAUUGACCAUCUUUUGAACGAAGAAAGAGUCUGUGAUAUUGCUCUUCCUCGGCUGCCUACCCGUUUCAUGUUGGAAGAAAUGGACGAGUUAGAACCAAGAAAAAGCGCUAUGGAAGACGAAUUAGAAAAUGGCAAAGACUAG
This is a messenger RNA of Pneumocystis jirovecii RU7, 594 nucleotides long. RefSeq lists its product as uncharacterized. The transcript has 6 exons. Gene Ontology annotation, cellular component: precatalytic spliceosome. NCBI's taxonomy places the organism in Eukaryota, Fungi, Ascomycota, Pneumocystomycetes, Pneumocystales, Pneumocystaceae. Bases 1 to 594 code for a protein of 197 amino acids. The record is from RefSeq and is a predicted model, not a curated record.